ACGCAACCUAUGGAUUGGAUCCCGCUAAUUACCUCACCUUACCGGGAUUUGCCUGGGAUUCGCUGCUGAAAAUGACGAAGGUGUCCCUUCAUCUCAUUUCCGACAUUGACAUGUUCAACUUCAUUGAGCAUGGCAAAAGAGGUGGCAUAAGCAUGGUGUCCGCUAGACACGCCACCGCCAACAACAGAUAUCUAUCGGAAUACAAUCCAGACGAGCCGUCAAGCUUCAUCCAAUAUUUAGAUGCGAACAAUCUAUAUGGAUGGGCCAUGUCUCAACCCUUGCCCGUGUCGGACUUCUGCUUUGAAGCAGUGACGGAUGAUCUUCUGGAGACGGUACUCGAUCAUCCAAUGGACUCUUCGACGGGAUACAUGGUGGAGUGCGAUUUAAGGAUUCCAGAUGGUGUGCAUGACAUGAUGAAUGAUUAUCCGUUGGCUCCUGAGAAGAUGAAGGUGACACGAGAUAUGCUUUCUCCAUAUCAGACCCACAUGGCAGAGAAACUAAUGGUGAGCGGUUUGGAAGCGAAGAAACUGGUGCCAAAUCUACUACCGAAAGAGCACUAUGUUCUGCACUACAGAAACUUGCAGCAGUAUGUGUCCUUGGGUGUGGAGAUUACAGAUGUGCAUCGUGUGCUCUCCUUCACACAACACCCAUGGAUGAAGCCAUACAUCGACACUAAUACUGACCUGAGAAAGCUAUCAACUUCUGAUUUCGAGAAAGACUUCUAUAAGUUGAUGAACAAUGCUGUAUAUGGCAAGACCAUGGAAAACGUUCGAAACAGAGUAAACAUCAAGCUCAUUCGUGAACAGGAUGAAAAACCACGUCUCCAGAAAAGCAUCAACAAACCUUCGUACAUCCGCAGUGUAGCCUUUGAGAACGAUCUGAUAGCAAUCGAGUUUGCCAGGACAAAGGUGACUCUCAAUAAACCCAUUUAUGUGGGUACAGCCAUCCUCGAUCUGUCGAAGCACUUGAUGUAUUCCUUUUACUAUGAAGUUCUCCUACCCCGCUAUGGACAAAAUGUACGUUUGCUCUACACUGAUACUGAUAGUCUGAUCGUACAUAUUCAAACGGAUGAUCUGUACACCGAUAUGUCAAACAACAUAACAGCCUAUGACACAUCCAACUAUUCACCAUCCCACCACCUGUACAGCACGGUCAACAAGAAGGUGGUAGGGAAGUUCAAGGACGAACUAGGUGGCAAACCCAUCAAGGAGUUCAUUGGUUUGCGGAGCAAGAUGUACGCAUACCGCUGUGAAGACAACGACGACAAUGGCAAGCGUGCCAAAGGUGUGCAGAGAAGCGUGUUGAAAAACACCAUAACCGUCGAUGAUUAUCGAACAUGUCUCGUCGAGGAGUCUCAGCUGAAGAGAACAAUGAAUGUUCUUCGAAGUCGACGACAUUGCAUUCACGGAGAGGAGCUACACAAGAUUGCCCUCUGUGGAUUCGACAGUAAGCGUUACAUUCUGGAGGAUGGUAUCAACACCCUGGCAUUCGGACACAAGGAUAUUCCAAAGCACUGA
Messenger RNA from Sycon ciliatum, 1517 nucleotides. RefSeq lists its product as uncharacterized. The record is from RefSeq and is a predicted model, not a curated record. Gene Ontology annotation, molecular function: nucleotide binding; nucleic acid binding. The transcript is spliced from 3 exons. The coding region runs from base 72 to 1517 and encodes 481 amino acids. Lineage: Eukaryota; Metazoa; Porifera; Calcarea; Leucosolenida; Sycettidae.